UUUGUCCUGUUGGGACUGAAUGUUUUCAGCAUCAAAUCAGGAUGUUGGUUUUUAUCUGGAUAAUUGUGUCUCUCUCUACUAACAACGGUGCAUUAGGACAGGGAGAAAAGUGUCAACAACUUGGUUACUGUGUUACUCUCUCUACAACCAUAACAGCAGAGGCUGGACUCUGUGCUGUGAUACCAUGCUCUUUCAAAUCUGAAUUUGAGCCAAAAGUUAUUAUGUGGUUUAAAUGUGAAAAACCCCAAUACCGAUGUACACAUUCUGACCCUGUCUUUCACUCUGACAAGAGCAAUACAGAUAUUCAGUCUGGGUUCAAAGGUCGAGUAUCACUGCUGGAGCCUGAUGUGACUCAGAAGAACUGCAGGAUUAUAAUCAAUGAUCUCAGAAAGUCUGAUUCUGGAUAUUAUCUGCUCAGAGUUGAAGGAGACGGAGAAAAGGAUACAUUUUUUUAUACUGUUGCAUACACCAAUCUCUCUGUAAAAGAUCUUAACCAAAAGCCAGAAGUUAAGAUUCCUCCUCUGAUUGAGGGACAGCAGGUCACUCUGAGCUGCACUGCUCCUGGUUUCUGCUCUGGGUCUCCUCCUAAAAUCACCUGGAUGUUCGGAAGAAAAGGAGAGAAGGACUCUUACAUCCAGGGAAAUAUCACUGCUUCAAAAACUGAGAAUCUGACUGCUGUCAAACAGAGUCACAGCUCAACUCUGACCUUUGAACCUUCAGCUGAAAACCACAACACCAUUAUAACCUGUCGGGUCAGUUUCAGAGGAAAUGAAACCAGAAAGAGGACUGAAACACUGAAUGUAAACUACUUUAGAAAACCUCAGAUCUUUGGCAAAACCACAGUAAAUGAAGGAGAUGAUCUGAAUCUGGCCUGCAGUGUUGACAGCUUCCCUCCGUCAUUCAUAAAGUGGACUAAAGUUGGAACAGAAACUAACCUGCAGUACAACAUUUUAAACAAGUCUUAUAACAGCACUGAAACAUUCCUGAAUGAGAGUCCUCAUAAUUCUUCUUUGCUCAUCAUAAAUGUAACAUCAGAAGACGCUGGACGCUACAUUUGUACAGCAACAAACCAGAAUGACAACCUGACAGAAGAAGUCAUUGUUCAUGUGACAUCUAAUCAUGUGACACAUUGUGGGGUUGGCUGUGCAGCUCUUCCCUGGGCCAUUGCUGGUGUUUCACUUAGUGUAAAUGUUCUCUGUAUGAUCUACAUUUGGCUCCUUUGGAACACAAGAAAAAAGAUGAAACCCACUGAAGGUGACCCAACUUACAUGUUUCUACAGAAAUCUGAUACAUCAGCAGAGUAUGACACCAUUGUCCAACGACCCCGCUGACAUGUCUACAGGAAUCAUUGAAACUUGCAUCUAACCUGCUAAAAACUGGACUUUUAUUAAAUAUACUGUUAAGGGAUGCAAAAGAAAAGAAGAGAGCAUGUAUGUUAAUAUUGUGUCGAUUUAUUUAGUCUUUUGACGUUAGCUUCUUUCAUCUCUUGGUUUUGGUCACUGAAGUUUAAUAUUUAGUUUAUUUUCAGUAUUUACCAAUGGUGUAGUGGACAGAUUUUUUCAGUAAUGUAGAUAAAAAAAAAACUCCUAAGUCAUUUCCUGAAUAACUGCACAUGUGAAAAACCAUUCUACCCUUUCUUCUGGAAUCACCAGGAAAAAUCUUUCAAAUAUAUUCUGGCUAUAUUGACCGUUUCCAUGGUGAUGUGGUUAUAGUCUCAGACUGAAAUGAGGGGAUCCAACCCCAGAUGGACCCCUGUGUGUGUCAGGAAGGGCAUCUGGUGAAAAAUCUUUGCAAAGUUUACCAGCUAGUUGUAAGGAUUUGUUAUAGCGAACCUUGAACAAGGGAGCAAGAACACGCACUGUUCUAAGCCUUUCAUCUAAACUUAUAAUCUGGUUUGAUUUUUAUCUCCCUGAGAAUGUGAGACAUUUUAGUGUUUGAAAACAGUAGUUGAUCCACAAUGAAUGGAUGAAGCUUACAUGUUAUAUAAACCCUAGACAUGCACCUGUACAGGAAUAAAAGAGGAAGAAUUACAAAGAUCGGCAUGUGGGACAAUCAUUGCAUAAGAUGCUACCCCUGGGACUCAAAGCUGAAAGAUCAUCCACUACACCUUAAAGUAUUUUUAUGUUGAAUGUUGAGGCAUCUAUUUUCAUGUUUGCAGCUUUGCCAAAAAAUAUCUGCUUUAAAAUAUUUUUUAUUCUUUAUAAGUUUAUAUUUCAGUCUUAAUGGAGUUUCAAAAUAUGUUUGCUCAUUUAUCCAAAGUGUUUAUGCUCAUUAGAAAAUAAUUUGUCAAAGAACAAAUGAUAAUUAAAAAAAAAUAUAUGCAAGUAUUACUUUUCUUGAAGAGUUGGUGAAAAUUAUUUGAUAACAUCUUUGAACUAAUAUAGAAACACAGAACUUUCAGUUGUAUUGUUGACAUUGAUGCUAGAGCAUUAAUAUCAGAACAAACUUCAUUGUCCAGGUUUCUGAGCACAAUGAGGGAUUUUUUUUUACUUUGGGUUUUAUCUCUAACAUCUGGAAUCGGCAUCAGUCCAAACAUUUUAGACAUA
Messenger RNA from Cyprinodon tularosa, 2546 nucleotides. Its product is annotated as sialic acid-binding Ig-like lectin 14. The record is from RefSeq and is a predicted model, not a curated record. Lineage: Eukaryota; Metazoa; Chordata; Actinopteri; Cyprinodontiformes; Cyprinodontidae. The transcript is spliced from 6 exons. Bases 42 to 1331 code for a protein of 429 amino acids.